Molecule: messenger RNA, 3346 nt
Organism: Xenia sp. Carnegie-2017
Lineage: Eukaryota; Metazoa; Cnidaria; Anthozoa; Malacalcyonacea; Xeniidae
Product: semaphorin-5B-like
Exons: 24
Coding region: 242-3067 (941 amino acids)
Biological process (GO): negative regulation of axon extension involved in axon guidance; neural crest cell migration; positive regulation of cell migration
Molecular function (GO): chemorepellent activity; semaphorin receptor binding
Source: RefSeq, a predicted model, not a curated record
AUGAUAUCGCCAUGCAGCGAGCGUAUGCGUUUUAUUUUCGAGUUACCAAGGUCAAAACUCAACUGAAAUGAUAAAGUCGAACAAACCUAGAUUGUAAUUGUUCAUGUUAAAGUUUUAACGUAUUGAACGCUCCAUGCAGUGACUAUGUUAUAGUAUUGAAGUUUGUGGCGUCAUUGGUGCUUUCUAUAUUAUUGUAAAUCAAAGUCUCUCCAGCUGGUCUAAUAUCUGAGAUCAGUUGAAUAUGGAUAGUUGUGAUAAAAUGUUAUUUUAUAUUGUACUCUUCAUCACUCAUUGCGUCAUUAUGGCAAACUUUCCUAAAGAGUGGUUAGGUCAAUACAGUCGUUAUGAUAAUGAAUUCCAUGUUCUACUGAAUUAUGAAGAUUUACAUUUAUCAGAUUUCACUUCACAAACUACCGGGAAUUUUACAACUUUAGUUUUCUACAAUGGGUCACUUCUAGUAGGCGCCAGAAAUUCAGUUUUUAUCAUGAACACAACGACGGCUAUCGAAAACGUAACGGAGAUAAGUUGGAUACCAUUAAAAUCCCAGCGAAGAAACCUUUGCAUCCAAUCAGGAACUCCUCCGGAUGAAUGUUUUAAUUAUAUCAAAGUCUUGGCAGUUCACAGUAAAAAGAUUUUUUGUUGUGGAACCAAUUCUCACUAUCCAAUUUGCUCUUGGAGAGAGAUGAACACUUUACAAAAGAUAGAAGGGUCUGCAGUCUUUUACAGCAAAGAAUUUGUCAAUGCUAAUCCACAUAUAACAGCAUCUUACAGCUUUUCAGAUGAUGGUCGUUUCUUUUCAUCUGUAACAAUGGGUGCUCAACAAAAUGACAUUCGGAUAACAAACACUGAAUUCAGAAAUUUCCUUCCUAAUAAGAUGCUUUUCACUAAACCUAAUGAUCUUUCUUGGCUAGACGAUUCUAUUUUUUAUCGAAGCUUCACAAUUGGUGUCUACAUUUACUUCUUUUUUGACGAAUUUUGUUAUGACUGUUCCGGAUGUGAUCCAGUUCGUUAUUCAAGAGUGGCCAGAAUUUGCCAGAAUGACUAUGGUGGAAACAAUUUCAUGAAUUGGAACAACUUCGUUACUUUUCAAAAAGCUCGACUUAAUUGCUCUUCUGGAGGAAAAUAUCGAUAUCAUUUUAAUAAUAUGCGUGAUGUUUACUGGGAUGAGCAAAAACAAACUUUUUAUGGUGUGUUUACCAUGAAAAACAGUCAUGAUGAAAAAUUGUCAGCUCUUUGCUCGUAUUCACUAACCCAAAUCGAAAAAGUGUUUUCUGGAGAAGUGAAGUAUCAGAAUGGAGGUUUUUGGAAGAAAAUGAAUUAUCCAGGACACAUCAAAAAGUGUAAAUUUACCUCCAAAUCAAGCUCGAAUUCUCACGUCUCUUCUGAAAAAUUGCGAAUGAGUACUCGUCAGAUGAGCAGGGAAGCUUUAUAUGAUCAAAAUAAAUGUAUUUUGGCCUCAGAUGCCGUUCAACCUAUAACAGGAACAUCACUAUUUUACCUUAGUGGAAUUGAGUUUCUAAAAGUGAUCGUUCUAUCCAUAAAUCUGCCGGUGGAAGCCGUUGAAAUUUGGUACAUCGCUACAGAUCGAGGAACAAUCUUGAAAAGUGGAAAGAUUCCUUCAGCAGAACAGUUUUGUAUUUUUGAAGAAUAUAACAUAUUUUCUAAUGAAAAAAAAAAAUCUCUUCAUAAAAUCAAAGAAAUGGUUCUCGCUCCAGGAAAGGCCUAUAUUAUCAUUGGAUCUGAUUUCAAAUUGAUUCGUUUACCGUUACAAAUUUGUGGCAGAUACAUAAACGAGAGUUAUUGUUUGGGGGCGCAGGAUCCUUUAUGCGGUUGGGAUGUGGCAAGAAACAAAUGUGUUGCUUGGAACGAAACGAAUGAAAAUUCAUGGCGUCAAUCAUUUACGUCUUGUCAAAAUCGCUGGCAACGUCCAGCUCAGUGGUCAUCAUGGUCAGCGUGGUCUGUUCUUAAAAAUAACGAUGGCAAUUUCUGUAAAUACCGCAACAGGAAAUGUAUAUAUUCUCGCAAGUCAUUUGUAUGUGAUGGCGUUGACUAUGAAUUGGCAAAUUGCUCAGUUGAUGCAUCAACUUUAACAAGUCAGGAGCAAUGGUGGUUUCAAGGACCUAUACAUGGUAGUUGGUCUGGAUGGUCUAAUUGGACAGAAUGCCUUCGUGGUUACCAGAAUCGAACAAGAACAUGCUCAAACCCAUCACCUGCAAAUGGAGGAUAUCCUUGUACUGGCUCUGACAUAGAGUUUUUCGGGUGUGAGCCUGCUGUAUGUGAUGAUCCUACAAACGUGAAAAUUAACCAAUCAACUUUCACCUACUGGAGCACGUGGUUUUCUUGCAAUGACACAACCGAGAAAAUACGUAUACGUCAUUCAUGUACACAAAAUGUCACAAAUAAAGAAUGGAUUUGUAAUGGAAAUGACGUUGAUUAUAAAACGAAAGACAGUGUUGCUUCCUCAACUUGUAAUCACUCAAUGUUAGGCGCCACCAUGACGAAAAAAUUGUCCACUGCGAUAUCCACUGUUGCCACAAUUUUAUCUACAAAUCAAAUCAGUUUUAAUCCUAUGCCAAGUAGUGCUUCCUCAACGGAAUCUCUUUCCACAAUACGAUCAUCAGCAGUACGAACAAUCAGCUAUCAAGGAGAGCCAUCCCAUUUUACUGGAAGGAAUGAUGAAUGGUCAGCUUGUGAAUGUAAUCAUAACGUCAUGUUAUUGAACAGAUCACUUGGUAUACAGCACAGAGAAUUUGUCAAUAAAGAUCGUUCUUCAUCAGAAUGUAGAACAUGUCCAUGUCAAGGUCGGCGUCUCACCACUCCACCUAUACUUGAGGUCAGCUUUCCUCGUAGCAAUGAUGAAAAGAUCGGGAAGUAUUCACUAAAAAUUGUUAUAAUUAUUGUAAGUAUUUGUUGUUUAAUGUGCGUACUUACCACAGUCAUGAUAGCCAUUGUUUGGAAUAGAAAAAGAACAAAAAGUAUAAAGCUUAAACACAACGAUGAAAGAAAGAUAGGAAAACGAAGCGACAAAUACAUACCAGUUAAUCAGAAUAAAACAACUUGUGUAUAAUUAUUAGUAUGAGAAGACUUGAGAAUCAUAUAAAUACUUACUCAGUUUUCCAUUUUAUAUAGGUUUGUUUGUAAUUAUUGUAAGGCAUUAUUGAUGGGAAAAUAUGUAUUGUUUUUUUAAAUUACUUGAAAAUAUAGUUGUAUAUAUUUUUUGAAUUUAAUGAAUGAUUUUGAAAGUAUAUGGAACAUUUUUUACCAUUGUUAGGCCUAAAUGAAAUUUGGCAAAACAGAAAAUGUAAUCAUUUUGUGGAUGCGAUAUAAACAAUAUUCGAAAACAGUA